Messenger RNA from Paralichthys olivaceus (Japanese flounder), 1576 nucleotides. RefSeq names its product phenazine biosynthesis-like domain-containing protein 1. Gene Ontology annotation, cellular component: cytoplasm. Gene Ontology annotation, biological process: biosynthetic process. Gene Ontology annotation, molecular function: isomerase activity. NCBI's taxonomy places the organism in Eukaryota, Metazoa, Chordata, Actinopteri, Pleuronectiformes, Paralichthyidae. The record is from RefSeq and is a predicted model, not a curated record.
GACAAGACAAGUAGACAGUGUCCAAAGUCCACUGUCAGCUGAGGGCUGAAACUCCACCGUGCUCACUGUCCGCUGGAGUCACAAGUCCAUUUUAAAAUAUUUUCACCUCAAACAUGAUGGAGAUUCCAGUAUUUACAGUGGACGCCUUCACACAUUUACCAUUCAAGGGAAACCCUGCAGCAGUAUGUCCACUAAUGCAUGAGCUGAGUGAUGAGUUGUAUCAGAAAAUAGCAGCAGAGAUGAACCUGUCAGAAACAGUUUUCAUCACCACAAUCAACCCCUCUGACAAUUUCUCUACAGGAUCAAGGUUCCGUCUCAGAUGGUUUACACCGACCACUGAAGUGAAUCUGUGUGGUCACGCUACCCUGGCCUCUGCUGCAGUGCUGUUCCAGCAUAAGAAGAAUGUGAAUCCUGUACUGGUGUUUGAGACCAGGAGUGGAGAUCUGGCGGUCACCAAGCAGAGGGAGGGCUACGUCAUGGACUUUCCUCUCAACCCCCCCACGCAGGAGGAUCCCAGUGAGUUCAGAGACAUCAUCAAGGCAGCAGUUGGAAACCACCCAGUUCAGGAUGUUUAUCUGAGCGACAACACUAAGAAACUGAUGGUUCGACUGGCUGACAGCUAUGACAGGUCAGUGUUAACCCAUCUGAAAGUCGACCCCGCCACUCUGCAGAGCAGUGAGAGGAGUGGAAGAGUCAAAGGACUCAUUCUCACUAUGAAAGGGUCUCCAGACUGCCAGCCAGGAUACGACUUCUACUCCAGAUACUUUGCUCCAUGGAAUGGAAUCCCAGAGGAUCCCGUCACUGGUUCUGCUCACACCGUCCUCGGUAGCUACUGGUCUAAGAAACUGGGGAAGAAGAAAAUGCUGGCUUACCAGUGCUCCAGUCGAGGUGGGGAGCUGGAACUGGAAGUAAGAGACGAUGGGAGAAUCAACAUAGCUGGACAAGCCGUCACUGUUCUGCAGGGAACCAUCACACUGUAGUUACACACACGCAAGCAAAGAGGGUUUGAGAUGCAGUCAACUUGUUCCUGUGCAUAGAAGAGGACACAGGCAACAAAAUAUAAGAAAGAAAGAUCAUCACACACUUUGUUAUGAUUUUUAUUAUUUAUUCAUAUAUCAGAGUAGAAGAAAUUACAAUAUUACACAAAAACAGAAAAACGGAUCAAUCACAGUUAGCCAGGUCACCAGGAAGGUACCUGAAACAUUUUGCUCAUUGUAUUAUUCAAAUUAUUCCCAUAAAUUGUAUUUUUUCCUACUAAAGCAGAGACUGUUCAGGUGUUCAUAUUAUGGAGUACCUACUAGAAUAAUUCAGUCUCUGUGCAGCUUUAGAUCUGCGUUACACAAAGGAAUUGAAAUAAAUAACUCACAUUCUUGGCUUUACUUCAGUAUUUGCUGUUACUGACAAUAUGAUUCCACAAAUGUUCCUUCUAAAUGAGAAAUCAUUUUUAGAACAGUUUGUUGUUUCUAUGUUUCUGCAGUUGACUGGUGAAGCUCAUUCACAUAAUAUAAGAUUAGUUCAAGUAUGUAUGAGGUCCAGUGUUCAACAGUCUAUACACUAAAUAAAAAAAUAUACACUG